This is a messenger RNA of Ictidomys tridecemlineatus (thirteen-lined ground squirrel), 1870 nucleotides long. It is a transcript of the gene Tgif2, whose product is annotated as TGFB induced factor homeobox 2. Lineage: Eukaryota; Metazoa; Chordata; Mammalia; Rodentia; Sciuridae. The record is from RefSeq and is a predicted model, not a curated record. Gene Ontology annotation, biological process: regulation of DNA-templated transcription. Gene Ontology annotation, molecular function: DNA binding.
UGCUCUCCGAAAGGAGGAGCGGGCCACUUCCUGCCCCUAAGCGGGCUGCGGGAGCCCAGGUCCCACCGCUUCCCUCCCGAGGCCAUGUGGCAUUCCUGAGGCUCACCUAAGAUCCAGCCUAGCUCCUAGGCACCAUGUCGGACAGUGAUCUGGGUGAAGAUGAAGGCCUCCUCUCCCUGGCGGGCAAGAGGAAGCGCAGGGGGAACCUACCCAAGGAGUCCGUGAAGAUCCUCCGGGACUGGCUGUAUUUGCACCGCUACAACGCCUACCCCUCAGAGCAGGAGAAGCUGAGCCUUUCUGGACAGACCAACCUCUCAGUGCUGCAGAUAUGUAAUUGGUUCAUCAACGCCCGGCGGCGGCUUCUCCCAGACAUGCUUCGGAAGGAUGGCAAAGACCCUAAUCAGUUCACCAUUUCCCGCCGUGGCGGUAAGGCCGCAGAAGUGGCCCUGCCCCGUGGUAACAGCCCCUCAGUGCUGGCAGUGUCGGUACCUGCCCCCGCCAAUGUGCUCUCUUUGUCUGUGUGCUCCAUGCCGCUCCACACAGGCCAGGGGGAAAAGCCAGCAGCCUCCUUCCCACCAGGGGAGCUGGAGUCCCCCAAGUCCCUAGUGACCCCUGGUAGUACACUUGCCCUGCUGACCAGGGCUGAGGCUGGGAGCCCCACAGGUGGACUUUUCAACACACCACCGCCCACACCCCCAGAGCAGGACAAGGAGGACUUCAGCAGCUUCCAGCUGCUGGUGGAGGUGGCGCUGCAGAGGGCUGCCGAGAUGGAGCUUCAGAAGCAGCAGGACCCAGCACCCCCAUUGCUGCAUACUCCAAUCCCUUUAGUUUCUGAGAACCCCAAGUAGGCAUCUGCUACAGGGGUGCUCAAGGCUCAAGCCAGGUGUUCUGGGUUCCUGGUUCGCUUCCCUUCCAUACAGAGGGUUUUCUAUGGAUCACUGCCAAGCAUCAGUAUCAUCUCCUCUGUCCAGAAGUCUUCAGCAGGAAGAUGCCAGCUGGUGUCACUGCGUUGUGACAGGGACCUCUCUGCUGACUGCCUUGUCUCCAGUCGUCCUCAGUGAUGAGACCAAGAGAUUGGAGAUAGGCAUGGUGCUGCUGCUGCUCCUCCAGAGAAUUCCUGGGACCCUUUGUUCCAGCCUGCUUUCCUUGGCUGGGCUCCGGAAACCUGCCAAGUUCAGACCUAUGCUGGGUCCAUGCUGCUCCUGAGCUGUGCCUCUGUCAAACCAGGUGUGGACAUUCCAUGUUCAUAAGUGUGGGCAAAAGAAGAGGGAUCCAGCACAUUUAACAGCACCGACUCCAGUUGAAUGUUUAGAUUUUUGCUAAACUGUUUAUUUUUCCUCUUUUGCUGUGGUUUGCAUUAGUUGCAGUAGUUAGCCCAGGAGUGGGGAAUGAGAGUGCAAGAUGGCAGAUGGAGUCUAAUCCUCCACUGUGAAUGAUCCACCACUGCUACUGGGGGUUGUUGUACAAGGGAGGAGUAUUUUUAUUUGGGGGACCAGCUAAAUCUCUGCAAAAUGAGGAAUUCCAAAUGGUUGUUUUAUUGUUCCUUUGGUUUACCAAAAAGGUGUUUGGGGCAGAAAAAGAAAUUUGGCAUUGGCUCUUUUGCAUCAGGCACAGAAGGGCAUAGCCACAGCCAAGAGAGAGUACAGCAGAACCUGACUCAACCUAGACAUAGAGCAGAGAAAGAUGAUAAAACCAGAGAUUUGUUUUUACUCUGUUUUGGGGUAGGGGUGGGGGAGUAAGCUAGACUGAAGCAAUGGGCUUUUUUUUUCCCCCCUUCUUCCCCUUGUUAAUACUCCCCCCCCCCCUUUUUUUUUUUUCUCCCUUGAAGGCUUUGCCCUGCAGCCUGAGGUUUAAAAUUUCUUUGGAAACU